UUUCUCUUCUAUCUGAGGGCAACUGUCUGGACUUGUAUUUGUUACUUGUAUGGUUGACUGACUCCUGAGCCGAGUGCAAGGAGCUCCGCGAUUGAGCGCUUAUCUUUCCUAUUCGGUGAGGCGAUGGCAUGGACCAGAAUUAAGGUUAAUCGACGUGAGCCUGGGGAUGAUCGCGCUGAUCUCGCCGGUUGAUCUCGUCUGCUCACGGUCCAUGCAACGUCGAACGGUCUUGCUCCUCUUCCUCCUCCUCUUGCGCUUCUUCCUCUGCCUCCUCUCCUAUCCUCCCCCUUCCCAAGACUUUUAUGUAUUACUUGCUCUUGGUGCACCCUUUUCCUGCCCAGCGCGGUCUCGGUGUGAUUAUUCUCCGGGCUGGGUGGUACGGCUCAUUGGAUCCGGGGGCAAGACAUCGGAAAAACCUCAUCGGGUGACUCUCCGUCCUCGCAGAACACGACCUCAGGAUCUCAGGUCUAGAUUGGCGAUUAGUCCAGAUCGGGGCAGGCGUAUCGGCUAUUGGUUGGUUCGGAAGCCCUCAGCGAGCGAGAACCGCCGUCUCGGGCCUAGUUCGGCAGCCGGCAAGCGCCCAUACCAUUUUUACGUCAAUUUAGCCUUCUCCUCUUUCAUCCCAUUCUUCCUCUCGCAUCUCUCCCUCCCUCCCCUUCCCCCCCCUAUCUGUCCCUUUCACUGUCCCCCUACUCUCCCUCCCUCUACGUGCCUUAAUCUUCUCAUGCGCGUGUGUCCAAUCCUCCUCCUCCCCUCCAAUCUCCAUCCCCAGUUUCUCAACCCGUUGUGUGAUAUAUAUAUAUACCAGUGUAUUUGGCCGCCCCCUCUCAAGCCCUGGCGUUGGUGUUAGGCUGUGCCGUCUCCUCCCUGUCCCUGCGCAGUCUAAGACUCCGCAGCCGAGCGAGCCUCAUAGGGAGAGAGAAGAGUCAGAGGACCCAGUGGUCUGUCUUCUAGCAAGUCGGAGCAGGCCGACGGGCGAGGUGUGGAUCAUAA
This is a messenger RNA of Amorphotheca resinae ATCC 22711, 993 nucleotides long. RefSeq lists its product as hypothetical. NCBI's taxonomy places the organism in Eukaryota, Fungi, Ascomycota, Leotiomycetes, Helotiales, Amorphothecaceae. The record is from RefSeq and is a predicted model, not a curated record. Bases 167 to 850 code for a protein of 227 amino acids. The transcript has a single exon.